Molecule: messenger RNA, 2386 nt
Organism: Erpetoichthys calabaricus (reedfish)
Lineage: Eukaryota; Metazoa; Chordata; Cladistia; Polypteriformes; Polypteridae
Product: E3 ubiquitin-protein ligase MGRN1-like
Exons: 16
Coding region: 260-1906 (548 amino acids)
Biological process (GO): endosome to lysosome transport; negative regulation of G protein-coupled receptor signaling pathway; protein ubiquitination
Cellular component (GO): plasma membrane; nucleus; cytoplasm
Molecular function (GO): ubiquitin protein ligase activity
Source: RefSeq, a predicted model, not a curated record
GCGACGCACUCUUUUCGACGACAUCGGAGGCUAGAAAGCGUCAUAUAUUUUUUGUUCUGAUUGUUUUUGUCGACUUUCUCGUUUGUAGAAGCGAUUCUAAAUGCCAAAGAAAGGAAAUACGGUCGGAGAACAAGGACAACCGUAACUCUCCUAGUAUGCUUCAUUAAAGCUCGGCACAGUAUAGCUCUUUGGUUUCCAGCGACGCCGUCCGCUUUGUUUUUCCAGGCCAUUCUUCAAAAUUCGGCGUACUACUUGGAAGAUGGGGUCCAUAAUAAGCAGGCGAAUGGCUGGGGUGGAAGAUAUCGAUAUUCAGGCGAAUUCGGCUUACAGGUAUCCGCCGAAAUCAGGUAACUACUUUGCCAGUCAUUUUUUCAUGGGAGGUGAGAAGUUUGAUACACCGCAUCCAGAAGGUUACCUCUUUGGAGAGAAUAUGGACCUCAAUUUCCUCGGAAAUCGUCCCGUUCAGUUUCCAUAUGUUACUCCAGCCCCGCAUGAGCCAGUCAAGACAUUAAGGAGCUUGGUGAACAUCCGAAAGGACUCUCUUCGUUUGGUCCGCUAUAAAGAUGAUGCAGAGACCCCAACUGAAGAGAAUGGGAGACCCCGGGUCCUGUACAGUGUCGAGUUCACAUUUGAUGCUGACGCUCGUGUGGCUAUAACCAUUUACUGCCAGGCUUCUGAGGAAUUUUCAAAUGGGAUGGCCAUAUAUAAUCCAAAGAAUCCUGCCAUGAUAUCUGAGACUGUACACUACAAGAGAGGUGUGAGCCAGCAGUUUUCCUUGCCUUCCUUCAAGAUUGAUUUUGUUGACUGGAAGGAAGAAGAGCUGAAUUUUGACUUGGACAGAGGAAUCUUCCCAUUGGUCAUUCAGGCUGUGGUUGAUGAAGGUGAUGAAAUCUCCGGCCAUGCUCAUGUUCUUUUGGCAGCCUUCGAAAAACAUGUCGACGGAAGUUUUUCUGUGAAACCUUUAAAGCAGAAACAGAUUGUGGACCGAGUGAGCUAUCUCUUACAGGAGAUUUAUGGAAUAGAGAACAAGAACAACCAGCAGACCAAGCCUUCAGAUGAUGAGAACAGUGACAACAGCAACGAGUGUGUGGUUUGCCUGUCAGAUUUGCGCGACACUCUGAUUCUCCCCUGCCGCCACCUCUGCCUGUGUAACUCCUGUGCUGAUACUCUACGCUACCAGGCAAACAACUGUCCCAUCUGCAGACUGCCCUUCCGAGCGCUCCUGCAAAUCCGUGCUGUCCGCAAGAAGCCUGGAACUCUGUCUCCUGUAUCUUUCAGUCCAGUUUUGGCGCAGACCAUGGACCACGAUGAGCACUCGGGUUCAGACAACAUUCCUCCUGGAUUUGAACCAGUCUCCCUGCUGGAAGCCUUAAAUGGGCUGCGAUCAGUUUCUCCUAGUAUCCCUUCUGCUCCCCUGUACGAAGAAAUUAAUUUCUCUGGUGGUCUGGGGGAUCCUCUGCCCUUGGCAAGACCCUUGGGAGUGGUGGAGAACAGUCUGCAGAAAGGCAAAGUCAGCAAAACUCCAGACAGCACCCUGUGUUCCCCAUCUUCUCCAAUUCAGGAGGAAGAUGAAGAGAAGCUUUCUGUGAUUUCUGAUGCCCUUCCUCACCCACUGAUGCCUAGCAACCCCAACUCCUUGGAGAGCACCCCGGUGGAUGAUACCCUGGAAUCAGUGACCUUAAACAAUGAGGAGCGGUCCCGUUCCAUGGAGGAAAUUCUGCAGGACAGCAGUAGUGAACGCAGCAGCCUGACCAAAACAGAGAGUGACCCACAGGUGGAGAUCUCCCUGCCAGGUGCCUCGGAGUCCACAGAGAGCUUGAAGAGUCAGAGCACAAACAGUUCUAGCCAGCCUCUCCUCUCCCCACCAAGCAGCCUCCACAUUGAGGAUGAACAGCAAACCUUAUGAAGCCAGCGGGCGAGAUGUUCUCAGUGUGCACACGUGUGUGUGUGUCUGUGUGUGUGUGAUAGAGAGAAUACAUCCUUCUCCCCAUCUAUAAAAAAAAAAAAAAAAUUGCAUUUUGUCAGCAAGAUGGUGAGGGGCAACAGCCUGGCUGUCAUCCGCUUGCUGUCUUUCUCCUACAUUCAUGCAGCGCUGCACUUCUGCCUUUGCCUUAUAGUGACGCACACACGGCUUCAGCUUUCUGAAGUGGACCUGAAAUUUUUGGCAGGGUGGACUUAACCCCACCGUCCCACCUCCUCCUCAUCUGGUUAAGAGAAAAGCUGAGGUCUGAAUGUCACUACAGUGUUCUCCAACUUCAAACCCCCCACUGUUUGUUCUGCUUGAUGUUUGUGGCUAAACUUAAAAUGCGUCCUCUUUAGUCCUGUCAAUAGAGUGCCAAUUUCACAGCAAAUGUAGCCGACUACCUAAAUGCUAACUUAUCAUGGA